AUGAGGGCUGCCUUUGCAGGGAGUGCUGCCUUCGCAAGGGCUGGUGCCUUCGCAAGCAGUGCUGCCUUUGCAAGGAGUGCUGCUUUCGCAAGGAGUGCUGCCUUCGCUAGGAAUGCUGCCCUUCUAAGGAGAGCUGGCUUCGCAAGGAGUGCUGCCAUCGCUAGGAGUGCUGCUUUCGCAAGAGGGCUGAUUUCGCAGGGAGUGCUGCCUUUGCAGGAAGUGCUGCCUUUGCAAGGAGUGGUGCCUUCGCAAGGAGUGCUGCCUUCGCAGGGAGUGCUGCAUCCGCAAGGAGUGUUGCCUUCGCAAAGAGUGCUGCCUUUGCAAGGAGUGCUGCCUUUGCAAGGAGCGCUGCCAUCGCAAGGACUGUUGCCUUCACUAGGAGUGCUGCCUUCGCAAGGAGGGCUGCCUUCGCAAAGAGGGCUGCCUUCGCAGGGAGUGCUGCCUUCGCAAGGGGAAAUGCCUUCGCAAGUAGUUCUGCAUUCGCAGGGAGUACUGCCUUUGAAGGAGUGCUGCCUUCCAAGGAGUGCUGCCUUCGCAAGUAGUGCUCCCUUCGCAAAGAGUGCUGCCUUCACAAGAAGUGCUGCCUUCGCAAUGAGGGCUGCCUUCUAUAGGAGUGCUCCCUUCACAAGGAGUGCUGCCUUCGCAAGGAGUGCUGCCUUCGUAAGGAGUGCUGCCUUCGCAAGGAGUGCUGCCUACGCAGGGAGUGCUGCCUUCGCAAGGAGUGCUGCCUUCGCAAGGCGUGCUGCCUUCCCAAGGAGUGCUGCGUUGGGACAGAGUGCUGCCUUCGCUAGGAGUGUUGCAUUCGUACACAGUGCAGCCUUCUCAAGGAGUGCUACCUUCGCAAGGUGUGCUGCCUUUGCGAGGAGUACUGCCUUCGCAAGGAGUGCUGCCUUCGCAAGGAGUGCUGCCUUCGAUAGCAGUGUUGCCUUCGCAAGGAGUGCUGCGUUCAGAAUGAGUGGUGCCUCCGCAAGGGGUGAUGCCUUCGCAAGGAGUGCUGCCUUUGCAAGGAGUACUGCCUUCGCAAGGAGGGCUGCCUUCGCAAGGAGUGCUGACAUCGCUAGGAGUGUUGCCCUCGCAAAGAGGGCUGCCUUCGCAAGGAGGGCUGCCUUCGCAGGGAGUACUGCCUUCGCUAGGAGUGAUGUCUUCGCAAGGAGGGCUGCCUUCGAGAGGAGGGCUGCCUUCUCAGGCAGUACUGCCUUUGCAACGAGUGCUGCCUUCCAAUGA
Schistocerca cancellata (South American locust) is the source of this 1224-nucleotide messenger RNA. Its product is annotated as ovarian abundant message protein-like. The transcript has a single exon. NCBI's taxonomy places the organism in Eukaryota, Metazoa, Arthropoda, Insecta, Orthoptera, Acrididae. The record is from RefSeq and is a predicted model, not a curated record. The coding region runs from base 1 to 1224 and encodes 407 amino acids.